CCGCCGCGACGGGCGUGGCCUCCUCCAACGUUCCCCCACCCACCGCCGAGCUCUAUAAAUACCACCCGACCCGGAGCGGCCGACCACAGUCGCAGUACACCGUUCUUCUCUUACAGAACCGUUCGUGACAAUAUUAUAUUAUUAUCAUCGUCUAAAAGCAAAGAAUCGAUCGACUGUAUUUUUACUCGUAUUAAAUACAAAUCUUAAAACAAAAUAAAAUCGUCGCCGCUUUGCGCACAGUGCUCUCGUGUGUGAUUUGUUCGUCGUGUUCUACAGUUUUUGACCGUCUACACGCAUCGAGCGUAUAUUUUUUUUACGUACCUACUCCAGUUCGGUUCGUUUCGUUUCGUUUCGCUUCAAUUCGACGACAGCGACCAUGAAAUCCAUACCUAUGUGUCGCAAUAACAACAACAGCAGCAGCAAUAACAGCAACAACAACAACGGAGGUUCGACCGGACCCGCUGUGACUAGCGGCCGUGUACAACGCAAGCGCGGUGACCUGGAAGACGAAAAGAUCCAAAAGUAUCUGUCUAAGCUCAAGGAUCUGGUACCGCUUAUACCCAAGGACAAGCGGAUAUCGCGACUGGAGGUGAUCCAUCACGUGAUCGAUUACAUAUGUGACCUGGAGGACAUGCUGGAGAACCACAGGUCGGUGAACGCGGACGCCGUGCACUCGGCCGCCGCUGCCGUCAUGCUUUCGUCCUCGGUGGCCGCCGUCCGGCAGCCACUGGGUAUCAUAUCGACACCAAACGCGCUGGCCGCCGCCGCCGCAGCCGUCGCCGUGGCCACACAGCCGCAAUCGUCCUCCGAAUCGACAAUGUCCCCUUCUUCUCGGACACAAGACAAGCUGUCGAAUUCGUCAGACACGAGGGCCGUUAGCUGUUAAACAAAACAAAUAAUAAUACUAGAGAUAUUAUAUAUUAUUAUACUUUUUUGAAAACAACACAAUUUAACACAGAAAAAGAAUUGAAAUAUGCCACCCAUCCACGCCGCAGCAGCCAGUGACGAGUACCGUACCGAGGAAUACCGUUUGUCGAACAUACAAGUACACAAUAAAUAUAUAUUAUAAAAGUAUAUAUAUACAUACAUAUGUAUUGAAAGAGAGAGAGAGAGAAUACGUUUUGUAUACACACACAUUCCAAAUAGAUUCGACAUUUCUCGGGAGUUGGACUCGCAGGUUCCGUUUUGCGGAAAAGUGCGUUUUUCUCGCCCCCCUCCCCUUUCACACUGUACAGUUUAGGUUUAAGUCCUAAUUGUUAUUAUUUAUUAUUAUUAUUAUUAUUAUUAUUAUUAUUAUUAUAUCAUUAUUUUUUUCGUUAUGACUGUGAUCCUAUCAAUAUGUAGUCUAGGUUUUAGUAUUUAUAUAUUAUAAUUAUUAUAUUAUUAUGUAGACGUUUAGUUCUAGCAGGUAUAUAAUCUUACUAUGGUAAAAAUAAAUUUUAAAAAUGUUUAUUUAAAUGAAGCCCUAUUUAUAUGACAACCGGGUGGGUUUCGACUCGAAUCCUAUAGAGAAAUAUUAUGAAGUAGUCCAUUAUAUUAUUAUAUCCAACAAAAAAAAACACAAUAUAAUAUCAAAUUUGUAUAAUAUAUUA
Molecule: messenger RNA, 1592 nt
Organism: Myzus persicae (green peach aphid)
Lineage: Eukaryota; Metazoa; Arthropoda; Insecta; Hemiptera; Aphididae
Gene: emc
Exons: 2
Coding region: 377-886 (169 amino acids)
Biological process (GO): negative regulation of transcription by RNA polymerase II; circadian regulation of gene expression; cell differentiation
Cellular component (GO): cytoplasm; nucleus
Molecular function (GO): protein dimerization activity; transcription regulator activity
Source: RefSeq, a predicted model, not a curated record